CACAGACUCCUUCCUGAAGACUGUCGAAUACUUAUUUUCAGUAGUUAUUUUGCUCAUUUUGCUUCCUUCCCGAAGACUGUCGAUUACUUAUUUUCAGUAGUUAUUUUGCUGUAGUAUUUGUUAAUAUAAAUGUCAAAGAUGAUAUCGAGUCUAGACAAAGAAUCUUCAGUCAUUCUUCAAGAGAAGAACCAGGGGAAUGAAGAAUUAGACUCACUGCUUCCAACGGUACCAAGACCGGCCAACACGAUAUGCUCUUGCCGUUACAUUGUAAGCUACAUGUCUUUCUUUGCAUUGGCAUGUGCUUACUUAAAUCGUGUAAACCUAAGCGUUGCAAUGACGGCGAUGGCCAACAGUACUUACAGCUCGACCUAUGAAAUAGGUGUGAACUCAUCGGCUGAAAUCUGCCCUGUGCGGUCAAAUGAAAGUUUGGGUGAAGAAAAGGAGGGUGAAUUUCCCUGGGACGCACAAACCCAAGAGCUAAUCCUGGCGGGAUUCUAUUAUGGCCUGCCCCUAUUCCAGAUUCCUGCUGGCCUCGUGGCCGACAAGUACCCGCGAUCAACAACCAUGAUACUCUGCUUAGCGUUCCUAAUAUCAUCUGCAACUAAUUUAUUGAUCCCUCUUGCUGCUUACAACAUUGGUGCAUCUGCAAUUAUCGCAUUGCGUGUCAUUGCAGGUGUCGCAGAGAGUGUCACCUAUCCUUGUCUUUAUUCGCUUCUGUCAAGAUGGACGCCACCUGCAGACAGGAGCAGGCAGAUUUCAAUCGCCUUUGCUGGUUCAUCGGCCGGCCAAAUUAUUGCCCAGCCGAUUUCUGGCGUUCUUUGCGACUCGGACAUCCUUGGUGGCUGGCCAUCAACUUUUUAUCUGUUCGGUACACUAGGCAUCAUAUGGUGCAUUCCUUGGGUUUUACUUAUAUAUCCUUCCCCUUCGACACAUCCCAGGAUAUCACAAGACGAGAGAGAUUAUAUCAUUGCUGAGCUUAAGUACCAAAAUUCGCCCCCCAAGAAAUAUCCAUGGAAGAACUUUGCUACCUCAUUACCCCUCUAUGCUGUUUGUGCCACCGAUUUCGCACUCCUUUGGAUCUACUUCUCGCUUACUUCAAACCUUCCCAUAUUCUUAAAAGAGGCUCUUCGGUUUGACAUCACUCAGGUUGGAAUACUUUCUUCAAUGCCGCAUAUUACUUUCGUCAUCCUCAUCAUGAUCGGGGGUUCUGUGGCAGACUUCAUUCUAAAUAAUACCCCCUUAAAUUUAACCACCGUUCGGAAAAUCAUGACCACACUCGGUCUCCUGCCCGCAGGAGCCUUUCUUGUCCUUUCUAGUUAUGUUGGAUGCAAUGCUGGAUUAGUUAUCACCUUUAUUUCGUUGGCGUUGGGCAUGACUGGCUUUGCUUACUCAGGGGCGUCCCUCACCAUGAUGGAGUUUGCUACCCCCUACGCUGGAAUGUGUGUUGCCAUAGCAAACUCGGUUGCGACCAUUCCAGGCUUCGUCGCACCACUAGUCGUUGCUGUAUUCACCGAAAAUCAGGCUGAUAUGAGUGGAUGGAGGUCAUUUUUCUGGAUAACAUUUGGAAUAACCGUUUUGGCCUGGUUAAUCUUCACAAUCUUUGGGACUUCGGAACUUCAACCUUGGGCUCAAGAAGUCAAGGGAGGAAAUAUCGACUCUUCUAAGGGCAAGUAUGGAGGAAUCCACAACACUUUUAGCAAUGGCGAUGUCUUCAGCAAUGGCAAUUGCCACAAGGUCGGCAACAUCAGCAACAACAGCAACCUUGACCACGGCUACAACUCACAUCAUGAAAAGGAAAAGUUAAUGUAUCCCAAUUGAUGAUGGAUCAGCAAUCUUUGGGUCAGCAAACCUAUUUGAGUGAUUUAAAACAUUUAGAAAAAAAAGGCAGUGUUGGGUCAACGGAAGAACCUUCCCGAUGCAGACAUAGGGAAAGAUCAACCGGAAUUAAUUUCAAGUGGUUUUAACAGACAAAAUUUGAUCUUCAGGUUCUUGGUUCAGUCUGAGCUAUCCUUCAUGGUUAGUGACUGUCGAUUGGUCGCAAUUGAUCUAAAUGGACUUAAUUCAUGAUUCAUUCGGUUCAGAUAAGGCCAUUGCUCGAUUCCAUUUACUACUGCUUUUAAUAGCCAUGGUAUCUAUUAUGUAGGAGAAUUACCCCCAUAUCAAUUAAUAAAGAACACCCCCUUUAAUAAAUGUUUAAUCAGAUCCAAAUAAAAUCAUUAUGUCAUAUGGUUAUUCUGGAUGAUUAGGUGAAAUGUUUCACACUGAAAAUAUUGGAAUGAAUGGCGUGAAUGCAGUUGAAUUUCAUUUUUAAUUUUCAUAUAUUCGAGGAUAAGAAAAACUCUUAUUAAGACAAUUUCACCCAAACAAACAGUUUAUUUGAAUAACAAGAGAAAAAUCCAACAAGCAUAAAUUUCAUACAAAUCGGAAGUAAACUCAGAAAGUUAUGACAUUUGAAGUUCCGCUGAGUUUCACAAAACAAUUAUAUGCACAACCUGGUCGGUAUGCUAAUAAGGAGACUUAUUUUCUCCUCAUUGUCAAGUGAAACAACGAUUAAUUCCUCCC
Messenger RNA from Lytechinus variegatus (green sea urchin), 2562 nucleotides. Its product is annotated as sialin-like. The transcript is spliced from 10 exons. Bases 130 to 1818 code for a protein of 562 amino acids. The record is from RefSeq and is a predicted model, not a curated record. Gene Ontology annotation, biological process: transmembrane transport; monoatomic anion transport. NCBI's taxonomy places the organism in Eukaryota, Metazoa, Echinodermata, Echinoidea, Temnopleuroida, Toxopneustidae. Gene Ontology annotation, molecular function: transmembrane transporter activity.